Molecule: messenger RNA, 825 nt
Organism: Polychytrium aggregatum
Lineage: Eukaryota; Fungi; Chytridiomycota; Chytridiomycetes; Polychytriales
Exons: 5
Coding region: 1-825 (274 amino acids)
Source: RefSeq, a predicted model, not a curated record
AUGGCCCCAGCCUCACUCUGGAGUCCAGCCCUUCCUCCUGCCUUGGGAUCGUUUCUGUUUGUUGUGGUCGCAUUCUACGCUGUCAGCACCGGGCUCUUGUUCCGAUGGCGGAGGGAUGUCCGGCUUCAGAGCCGCGAUGUCAACUUCCUGAUCCUGGGGUCUAUAUUUCUAUGCGUGCGAGACAUUGUGGUCUUGCUCAAUAUUGCACUCUUGGAGUUUCCGUGCGGCUGGGCGAUAUGGAUCGCCUUGAUCGGCGAGAUCGGCGUGGAUACCUCCAUCAUGGCACGCGCUGCCCGAUUCCUCUUCAAGACACUGACGAGCGAGUUCAAAGAGAACUAUCUUGACUGGCUCGUCGGUGGGCGACUCAGCCAAUCUCCUCACGAGCUCACCACCGCUAAGCAGAAGCUGAAGAUCCUGAUCAUCCGGUGCCGGAUGCUCUUCUCGAACUUGGCCAUGAUCAUCCACGUCGUUACCAUCUUGAUCGUGACCGUCAUUGUACAGAGCAUUUUAGCGUCAUAUUCGUGGAUGCAGUCCACCCCCGAUCAGUUCUGUCUCGGCGGAGUCAAUCACCUAAUGCUCUAUCCGCGCAUAGUCAUCACCGUUCUCUAUGUAUUUAUCAUCUUUCCCCUUGUCGGGGGAGUCCUCAUCGCAUUUGAGUGCGACCAUCCCCUGAAGACCGAGCUGUUCCUCAUCAUGGCUUGCAUCACGCUCGGCGAAACGGUUGUCAACUUUCUCAGUUUCUGGCUUGUACCCAACUAUCCCAGCGUGGCUGUUUACAUUAGGCCGGGUCUGGGCAUCGACCCGCUCAUACCGACCCGCUCAUAA